Molecule: messenger RNA, 2873 nt
Organism: Grammomys surdaster
Lineage: Eukaryota; Metazoa; Chordata; Mammalia; Rodentia; Muridae
Gene: Ptgdr2
Product: prostaglandin D2 receptor 2
Exons: 4
Coding region: 266-1666 (466 amino acids)
Biological process (GO): phospholipase C-activating G protein-coupled receptor signaling pathway; inflammatory response; positive regulation of cytosolic calcium ion concentration
Cellular component (GO): plasma membrane
Molecular function (GO): complement receptor activity; G protein-coupled receptor activity
Source: RefSeq, a predicted model, not a curated record
CUUCUGUACCUCCCUGAACCUCAGUUUCCUCUUCUGAAAGCUACUCUCAUUAGAUUAAUAAUCUACCACAGUACCUGGAGGAUUGUGGGUGCCUGUCACAGCCUGAGUCUCUACACCCUGCUUUCAUUUCCUCUCUGAUGCAGGGAGUAUACAAUGUGAUUCCCUUAGCCCUGGCCCCAGCUUUGUUACAGGGCCCUGGGGUUCUCCAUUAGGCUGCAAACAUGCAGAGAACCUGGCUUUUCCAGAGCUCCUUAGUUGUUGCUUAAUGUGCCUAUUGACCCAGUGCAUGGAGGAAGGGCCAGCUCCCCUGAUAUCAACCAAUCAGCACACCCAAGCAGUCACUUCUGAGGCUGACUACUGCUCUCUAGGAGGAACUGCAGAGAGAUUCCCAGUGUCCACCCUAUUAUCAGGCAAUACUGGCAACUCUGAGAUAGGUUCAUCUCUUGCCCAGGCUGCAGGCUUCUGGUUCCUGGGUGUCAGGCUCAGCCCUCCUUUCUUCCACCUUGCCAUGGCCAACGUCACACUGAAGCCGCUCUGUCCACUCUUGGAGGAGAUGGUCCAGCUUCCAAACCACAGCAACUCCAGCCUCCGCUAUAUUGACCACGUGUCGGUGCUGUUGCACGGGCUGGCCUCGCUGCUGGGCCUGGUGGAAAACGGACUCAUCCUGUUUGUGGUGGGCUAUCGCAUGCGCCAGACAGUGGUCACUACCUGGGUGCUGCACCUGGCGCUGUCCGACUUACUAGCUGCCGCCUCCCUGCCUUUCUUUACCUACUUUCUGGCAGUGGGCCACUCGUGGGAGCUGGGCACCACCUUCUGCAAGCUACACUCCUCGGUCUUCUUCCUCAACAUGUUUGCCAGCGGCUUCCUGCUCAGCGCCAUCAGCCUGGAUCGCUGCCUGCAGGUGUUGAGGCCAGUGUGGGCACAGAACCACCGCACGGUGGCAGCCGCGCACAGAGUCUGCCUGAUGCUCUGGGCUCUGGCGGUGCUCAACACAAUACCGUAUUUCUUGUUUAGGGACACCAUCCCGCGGCUUGAUGGCCGCAUCAUGUGCUAUUACAACAUGCUGCUCUUGAAUCCAGGGCCUGACCGCGACACCACGUGCGACUACCGCCAGAAGGCCCUGGCGGUCAGCAAGUUCCUGCUGGCUUUCAUGGUACCUCUGACCAUCAUAGCCUUGAGCCACGUGGCCGUGAGCCUGCAACUGCACCACCGUGGUCACCAGAGGACAGGCCGCUUCGUGCGCCUGGUGGCGGCCAUUGUGGUGGCCUUUGUGCUGUGCUGGGGGCCCUACCACAUCUUCAGUCUGCUGGAGGCUCGUGCCCAUUCUGUCACCACGCUACGGCAGCUCGCGUCACGUGGGCUGCCUUUUGUCACCAGCCUGGCCUUCUUCAACAGCGUGGUCAACCCACUGCUCUAUGUGCUCACUUGUCCCGACAUGUUGCACAAGCUGCGGAGCUCGCUACGCGCGGUGCUUGAAAGCGUGCUGGUGGAGGACAGCGACCUGAGUGGUGGGCCUGGCAACCGCAGCCGCCGCCGCCGCGCCUCCUCCACCGCCACCCCAGCCUCUACCCUCCUGCUGGCGGACCGACUUCCCCAUCUGCGUCCUGCGCGCUUGAUCCGCUGGAUGAGGCGUGGCAGUGCAGAGCUCCCACAGAGGGUCCGAUAGCCAUCCCAGGAGAAGCGGGGCUCAUUGAGCUGUACUUUGGAUUAGACCGGCACAGUCCAGAUAGCAUGCCAACACAUCCCGAGCCUCUCCAAUACACAGUUGAAAAUGUACAGUUAAUGCCGGGCCCAGGUUGUAGCUUCCUGGGUAGUGUCCAGGAAACUAGUUUAUGAAAAUGCCCUGGGCGACUCAGUCUCUGGGAGCAAGGUGAACUGAAACAGCCCUUCCUAAACACUUUAAUCUUGCAGUGUGGAGCUGGAAGCAAACGUACCCUUUAGAGGAGUUACCUGGUUCCUGACUGCUGGCCUCCAGGUUUCUACACAUUUAAGAACAAAAGUACCUAAUUGCCUAGGGAUCUUGCUAGGGCAACUGAUUUGAGUUAGGUAAGAUUUUGUACUUCUAUUACCUUCCUGGCAGCUGGCCCAAGGCAAUUGUUAAUCACGCAGGCAAAGCUCACAGCCUGCAUCUCAUAAGGCCCUGCUUUGCGAAUGGGGCAAAGGGAGACUGCCAAUUAGCAAUGGUGUUUAUGGGGGUCAGUGAGAGGAAGGGUUGAGAAAGUUUGCAGCCAACCACCUUCACUCUUAGUCCCUCAUUUGGCCUGAGACAGAUGCUUUAACCACACCUUGCCAGUCAGUUUGUUAGCCAUAUUGGUGUUUCAACUCCCAUUCAGGAUCUUCACUGUCCAGUUUUAGGGCUGUUGCUGCUGCCCAUGCACUCUGGACUUCAGUAUCACUGGAUCACUUCUAUCAGAGAGAACCACCUACCCUUAUUAGCUGCCUCACAGUCAUCACUUCCAGCCUACAGGUGGGAGGGGCACCAUGUAUCAGUCAGGGACCUUCCACCACACAUCUCAUGCUCUCCCACCAUGGACUGCAGGGCAGCUGGCUGACUCAUCUUUACCUUCUAGGGGAAGGGGAGCUGAUGUCAGAAACAGGUAGAUAUGGAACAGGGAUGGGGUAUUCUCAGGAUCUCCUGAACCAUUUAAGGCCAGGCUGGUUGUCAGUUCUGUCAAGCAGGCCCCAAGCCUGCAGCAGGUUCUUCUAAAACUGGAAAGUGUCACCAAGUCCCUCCUGCUUUACUCAGUGUACCUGUCACACCAUGUAUUUUAAUGGUUUAUUAUGAUAAUGAAGGCCCAGUGGGACAGAGACUUCUGUUUCUGGGAGCCCAGAGCUGUACCUAUGCAGAUACCAAUAAACACCUCUGCAGUAGA